Molecule: messenger RNA, 2535 nt
Organism: Babesia bovis T2Bo
Lineage: Eukaryota; Apicomplexa; Aconoidasida; Piroplasmida; Babesiidae
Exons: 4
Coding region: 189-2435 (748 amino acids)
Source: RefSeq, a predicted model, not a curated record
GUAAUCAACUUCAGUUGUAUUUAUUUGAAUGUGUAAUGUUAGGGAAUAGAUAUAGGACUGGCUCCAUGAAGUGGAGCUACAUUGGUACAUAUGAGCAACAUGUAAUUCUAUGUCGUUGAUCUCGGCACAAUUGAACCUCUCUUCGAACAAAAUGACGACCAAGUUCUAUCAGUAAUACAUCUGUCAACAUGGAUAUAGUUGAAAAGAAUACUCCGGAUGCUUUAGAAGCUGUUAAAAGACAGCCUUUAAAGCCUCGGCCAAUAUAUGUACACGAGGCUGUAGUCGCUCGUUUGGACGCCUGCGAGAGGAAACGUGAUUCCUUUAGAGGUUCCGGACUGCAAUAUGUACUUAAGGGACUUAACAGAUAUUGCCACCAACUAAGUCCAGAUAAACUGCUAGAAGCGCUAAGGAUAGUUAGUCAGAACCAAAUGUUCGAUCGAUGGACUCUGUAUAAUCUCUAUAGAUCCAUAUAUCGCAACGUGCUCUAUUUUGGAUCAUCGCAGCACUCUAAACUUAUGGAGUACAUCUCGGAGUGUUUAUCAUACACAGUCCAGGGAUAUGGUGCAGUGGCUGUAAAGGACUACGAACAGGUAUCAUCAGAGUUGUAUAACCUACUACCAGAUGCUUUUAUGGAAGACGAUGCCGUCACGGUACAAAGUACCACUGCAGAUGUUACACCGCAGACCAACAACACGGAACUUAUGAAUGAAAUUGACAUUAGCGCGUUUGACGGAGGACCAGUUCCACUAUCAGAGUUGAAUCGGCUCUCACGUGAUAUAGUAAUGGGAGUUUACCAAGCAUAUACCACUGGUGGCCAAACAUAUCGGAGAGCGCUGCUAGGACCCUUCUCGAUGUGUUACAUUUACAAGUCUUGUCUAGAGAUCCUGCUCAAGCUGUAUCCUGCAGUGAUUGUACAUCCUGAAAGUGUACUGGAUAUAUGUGAGUCAUUGUCUAGGCAAUUAGAGAUUAUUAUCCAAGAUGUUACCAUGCACAAAGAUCUUAUUCCAUUUGCCAACACUGUUUGUGAUGCAGUUAACAUGCUGUUGUUUAGUAAAAUGAAGCGUGUAGUCAAUACUGUUGACAUUGUGUCAGGAAUACCAAUGGAUAUCCACAGGCAAAUGGAUGUGGAUCUACUACAGCUGGACAAGGAACUGGAAUCAAGCUAUAUUAAUGGAAAUAGUACGCUACAGCCUUUGGUAGUCAGUAGUUUUCUAAGCUGCUUAAAGAUGUCUAUGGCACACGUCACAGUGCAUCAAUUUGAUGUCAUAGAAAGCAUAAUAUAUCGAUUGAGGCAUCUGUGUGGUGUACCCCUAAAUGGUCAAUAUAUAGAACUACAACUAAGAUUCAUAUCGCAUAUGAUAUCAUACCAAGAAUUAUUUAGCAAUAUACAGUCACCAUGUCAGGUACCUGCACAGGAUACAUAUAAUAAAGGUCUCCACGAAAUGGAUUCGUUGAGUCCAAUGAAGCAUGGUCGUCCAUUGGAUGCUGAUAUAAGAACAGCCAGCUUUAUUGAGUCACACAAGACACCUGAAAUCAGCUAUAGAGAUGAUCAGUCAAAAGUAGAACCAUCGCAACAUGUAGAUAUACCCUCAGCUACCAUGUAUCAACAGGAUCGUAACACAUGGUCAACAUCAUAUGUUGGUAGCUUCCCUGGUGACCAAAUUGUCACUGACACUUUUAUAAAAGAUUGCAUUGUGUUCAUCAAAGAAAGGAGUGAUAUCCUGUACAAGGUAUCGGUGAAAUCAAUUUGUCAUCUGGUUGCCAUUAUCGCAAGUAUCCACGGGAAACCGACUGUUGAUCUAAAGGAUAUUUUACGAAGUUGUUUCUACCGGUGUUCUAUUAACUCAAAGUCGUUAACAAAUGCAGAUAUACUAUAUCUUAUCAGUACGUCCUAUACACAAUGUGGUUAUAUACAUCACUUUGCCGCUAGAACAAUGCUGAACACUGCAUUUUAUAGGCAUACAAUCACGAAAAUGGACACUAUAGUAACUACGCGGCUGCAUCUUCUUGCAUUGAGGAUACCAUACAACAUAGUGUCUUACGUUGACCCCAAGAGCUUCAUUGAUGUAUCGCAAUAUAUCAACAAGGUAACUGAGCCAUUGAUGUCGAGUACUAGACAGGAUAAUGUAAGUUUAUGUACCGACAAUAUGCCCUGGAUGGAUACUGUGUUCCCAAAGGAACAUGGAAGCGAUUCAACGGUACGUAUCAAAGCGAAUCCAGAAUAUAACCAGGGAGUGAAUAUUACAGGGUUAUCCUAUACUAAUAAACCAAGGCAUCGAUUUGAAUCGCAAGAAUGUAUUUACAGCAGCUACAAGGUAUACCCACGACAUACGAGCAAUAAAGGGUAUACACCUUUACAGAAUCAAUACUUACACAACCUAUGGAAAUCAAAAGGUUUUAACCAUGUGUUAAAGGCUAUGUCGUUACUCAGAUGAGAUAAUGAUUAAGUAAUUAUGUCAAACAACUCCAUAGCAUUAUUACGGUGUCUUAUGUAUAGGAUCCGAUUUAUACAUAAAAUGUAAUGAUAAUAAUAAA